Messenger RNA from Planococcus citri (citrus mealybug), 1368 nucleotides. Its product is annotated as protein GUCD1. The transcript has 5 exons. The coding region runs from base 472 to 1173 and encodes 233 amino acids. The record is from RefSeq and is a predicted model, not a curated record. Lineage: Eukaryota; Metazoa; Arthropoda; Insecta; Hemiptera; Pseudococcidae.
CGCAUUGAUAAGGUAAGAAAAUGUGAUAACGUAGAGAAAAAUUUGAAGUUUUAAUUUAAUUAGUUGUAAUGAGUAAAUUUAUUCCAAUAAUAAAUUCCCAAUUUACACCAACGUAAUAAUAUCCUUGUAGUUUUCCAUUUUUUUCGUCUUCAAUCCGUUUAUUAUAGUACUACCAUCCUGAAACAUUGAACCCAUCAUUUUGAAAAUGAAUACCCUCUAGAAUGGUCCGAUCUAAUUACCUGAACCUAAGAGCUAAACAACUUCACAAUAUCCGACAAUAUCUGAUGAAUUUUCAUGAAUACGAUCACUACUGGUACAUGAUAGGAUAAGAAGUAAUAUGGAGAAUUUGGUGCUGAUCGAAUAUUUUUUAUAUGAAUUGUUCGUCUAACCAAAAGUAGUGUUUCUGAAGUGUUCAUUUAUGCAGUUGUUUUAUCGGGUAAAAAGUGAUGUGCAUUGAUCUUCUCAUUCAAUAUGCAACAGGUUUUAGCUGAAGAAAACGAAGAGGAUAGUGAUUACAGCACUGUUCCCAUUGUCUGCAUCACCAUUCCAUUACGGCUAACAAUACAACAAAAUAAUUGGGAUUGUGGAAUAUCUUGUAUUGCAAUGGUUUUGUCUGAUGAUAAAUUGGCAUAUUUUAAUAAACAUAAGGAAGACAUCAUCACCGAAGAAGGAAUCGAAUUUAACACCUGGACUAUUGAUUUAGCCUAUCUAUUGAAGAAAUUCGAUUUGAAGUUUAAAUAUUAUACUUCUACUAUUGGUAUAUGUCCAAUAUAUUAUCAGCAUAGAUAUUACAAUAGCCUGUUACCAAAUGACGAAACUCGAGUGAAUAAGAAAUUUGAAAAUGCCAAAAGAAAUGGUAUUUCGAUAGUCGUGAAAAUUCUUCACAUAUCCAAACUAAUUCAUCAUUUAUCCGAUUGUGGUCCAAUAAUUGUGCUCACGAAUGCCAAUUUAUUGACUUGUGACGUUUGCAAUAAAAAGGGGGACUCCGUAUCUUCUGUUACGUUACCGUAUCAAGGCCAUUAUGUAGUUAUUGUUGGGUAUUCGUUUCUCACCAACGAUAUUUUAUACAAAAACCCAUCAGGAAAUCACGAUGUUUGCAGAAUGUCAUUCACGCAAUUUGACUCGGCAAGGCAUAGUUUUGGAACUGAUGACGACGUGAUACUAAUCUUCUGAGCUCACUCACGGCGGAACUUACAUUUCUUCAUUUCCUUACCAUUUUAUUGAACGUGUGGUGUACUUUUUUACGAUAUGUUCAAUUUUUUUAUAUUUACAUGUUUCAAGAUCUGCGUAUUAUUGUUAUUUUUGAGAAUAGUUUUUUAAAUGCUGUUGUAUUUUAUACGUAAAAAAUUUCUAUUCAUUAACACUUGA